Doryrhamphus excisus (bluestripe pipefish) is the source of this 6364-nucleotide messenger RNA. The record is from RefSeq and is a predicted model, not a curated record. NCBI's taxonomy places the organism in Eukaryota, Metazoa, Chordata, Actinopteri, Syngnathiformes, Syngnathidae.
GCCAUGAUACAUGUGAUUCACGUUUGAACCACUAGAUGGUGCUUGGAUAUACUGUGCCGGUGUGAACCACAUUAGCUGAAGACAGGAAGUACCCGUAUGUUUGUUGUUAUAGGCUAGUUAAAUAAAGGAAGUUCGAGAACAACCCUGUUGUUGUUCUUAAUGUUUCACGGCAAAAUUACAGAUCCUAAUCAUCAAGUGACAAAUAAUGUUUCAUAAUCACUGUAAGUUGUGUAUUGAUGAAUAGAACCAGUCAUUUUGAGUAGCAGCUUGUAUGAUUAUCAUUAGUAAGUCAUUACUAUUAGUGUAACAGUUUAAUUUGGUGUAAAUUGAUUGGUUAUGCCUGGAGAGUGGGUGCACGGAUGACGUCAAAGAAAUGCGACUGCAGUAGAGAGGUUGGCAGGUUUUUUUUUGGCAGUGUUGUUGUGUUCAAUAAACGGAACCUAGAAGUUCCUGAGAUUUUGUCCAAAAAGAGCGACUAUAAUCGCCCUACACUUCGCCCGCUACAUUAGUAACUGAUUUAAGUCUUAAUAUUGGUGUCACUUGCUGUAAGCCACGACUCGGAGCGUGUCGCCAUGACAGCAGAGGAGACCAUCAACAUCAAGGAGGCAGAGGUGGUCAAGCUGGUCCUCGACUUCCUCAGCUCCCGGAAGCUGCACAUCAGCAUGCUGGCCUUGGAAAAGGAGAGCGGCGUCAUCAACGGCCUCUACUCUGAUGACAUGCUUUUCCUCAGGCAACUCAUUCUGGACGGCCAGUGGGAGGAGGUGAUGCAGUUUAUUCAGCCUUUAGAAGGACUGGACAAGUUUGACAAGAAAAGAUUUCACUACAUCAUUCUGAAGCAGACAUUUCUUGAGGCGCUGUGUGUAAACAACGCCAUGUCUGCAGCAGAAGAUCCUCAAAAUUUGGAGCUUACCAUGCAGGAGGCCGUCAAGUGCCUCCACAACCUGGAGGAGUUGUGCCCAUCUAAGGAGGACUACAGCAAGCUUUGUCUCCUCCUCACCCUGCCUCGUCUUACCCACCAUGCCGAGUUCAAGGACUGGAACCCGAGUACAGCACGUGUCCAUUGCUUCGAGGAGGCCUGCCAGAUGGCAGCUGAGUUCAUUCCAGCCGACAGGAAGCUGAGCGAGGCUGGCUUCCGGGCGAGUGGGAACCGCCUCUUCCAGCUGCUUGUUAAAGGGAUCCUUUAUGAGUGCUGUGUUGAGUUCUGUCAGAGCAAAGCAACCGGAGAGGAGAUUACAGAAGGCGAGGUGUUGCUCGGCGUAGACUUGCUCUGUGGGAAUGGUUGCGAUGAACUGGAUCUGUCGCUACUGUCCUGGCUGCAGAACCUUUCCCCUGGGGCAUUUUCAUGCGCCUUUCAACAAAAGACCCUAAGCAUCCACGUGGACCGCCUAGUGAAGCCCAACAAGGCGGGCCAUGCCAACCUCCUCACUCCGUUGAUCAACCGUCUCUCCCCCUGUCCAGUCUCUCCUUUCCGCCAGCGGCCUCACUCAGCCGACACAUACAUGUCCAGAUCCCUGAACCCGGCUCUGGACGGGCUGUCCCAUGGCCUGGCUGCCCAGGACAAGAGAGGCAUGGAGGCCAACAUGAAAUCUGCUCUCAGUCGAAGCCUGGUGGAGAACAAUGUUCGCCAGCUGGAUGAUUCACCGGAGAGAAAGAACCCACGGGGACUGGAAGGCUCCAAGACCAUACGCGCCCCGCUGACUCCUGGGAGAGAUGGUGGAACAGCUUGCUGCACAGAGACAGCUGAGAGGCGUGAAUCCACAGAGCAUAUGCAGGAGUAUUACAGGCAGCGUCUGCGUGUACAGCAGCAUCUGGAGCAGAAGCAAGAGCAGAGGCAUCUUUACCAGCAGAUGCUGCUUGAGGGGGGAGUGAAACCACACGAUGAAGCCCAAAACAACCUCACUGCGACUUUCCUCACUCGAUCCAUCCAGAAACUGGAGGAUAUGAAUGUUGGCAUCCAGCACCAUGGCGAUGAGAUGGCACAGUUGGGCCAGCAGUGGAAUGGACUGUCGGAUGACACAAACACAUCCGACACUACAGACAGAGAGGUGAUGCACAGGGCAAAGGCAGGUGGUCUAAACAGCAGUACCACAUUCGGGAAUGGUAGUCUGCAACACCCCAGUGAGCCCCCAGUUCUUAGAAGCGCUGAGCAGACAUCAAUGCAAGAUGAUCCCAGCAGCCAUGUGACACGUUGCACAGCACAGCAGCUAAGAAAGUCCAAAACCCGGUUUGUCAAAGUGAACCAGCUUGAAGACACGCAGGCAGUACGAUCAGUAGCCUUCCAUCCCUCUGGAUCACUUUAUGCUGUUGGUUCCAACUCUAAAACUCUGCGAGUUUGUGCCUAUCCUGACACGCAGCUGACCAGCACUCCGGAUGUAGUCAAGCAGCCGGUGGUACGCUUCAGGAGGAACAAACACCACAAAGGUUCCAUCUACUGUGUCGCCUGGAGCCACUGUGGACAGCUGUUGGCCACCGGCUCUAAUGACAAAUAUGUCAAAGUUCUGCCUUUCAACGCUGACAGCUGUAAUGCGACAGGUCCCGAUCUAGAGUUCAGCAUGCAUGACGGUACCAUCAGGGACCUGGCCUUCAUGGAGGGUCCCGAGACCGGGGGGUCCAUCUUGAUAAGUGCUGGAGCUGGAGACUGUAACAUCUACACCACUGACUGUCAGAGAGGACAAGGCCUUCACGCCCUGAGUGGGCAUACUGGUCACAUUCUGACUCUGUACACAUGGGGAGGGUGGAUGAUCUCGUCUGGAUCCCAGGACAAGACAGUCCGUUUCUGGGACCUCCGGGUGCCCAGCUGCGUGCGUGUGGUGGGUACGACCCUGCAUGGCUCAGGAAGCGCAGUGGCUACAGUGGCAGUAGAUCCCAGCGGCCGCCUCCUCGCCACCGGCCAGGAGGACAGCACCUGCAUGCUCUAUGACAUCAGAGGAGGCCGCAUCGUCCAGACGUACCGCCCCCACGGCAGUGACAUUCGCUCAGUCCGCUUCUCACCCAGAGCCCAUCAUCUCCUCACUGGUUCCUAUGACAACAAAAUCAUCAUCAGUGACCUGCAAGGUGACCUGACAAAACCGCUGCCUCAGACAUUAGCAGGGGAACACUGUGACAAGGUGAUCCAGUGUCGGUGGCAUCCAAAAGAUAGAACCUUCCUCUCCUCCUCGGCUGACCGGACUGUCAUCCUAUGGGCUCCAGGCGCCGCAGAGAGUCCGAUUUCUCAUGGCAAAAGCAGGAGUGAGCAAUAAUCGAGCACCAUAUUCAUCCCGGCGUCUAUGCAUUAAGCUGUUCAUGGCUGUCGCUUCAUCCGGCUCCAUGUAAGUGUUCUGUUUGCCAAGAUAAUGUACAUGUCAUUGUACAUCUAAUAUCUCAUUAUAUUUAUGAAUGCGUUCUAAUGUCUAUAAGGUAUGUUAAGAAGCAGUUAUACAGACGGCCCCGUUAUAAUGUGUUUGUGAACAAGGACAAACAUCAUAUCUUUGAAAAAAACAGCCAAAGCUCAAAAUUUAUCUGUGUCGGUCCAAAUGUAUUGGUGGUGGCCCACCACAGAUAAAUGAAUGUAUGUGAAACACUGAAUGUCCUUACAAAAUGCCACAAAGAGAAGGUAUAUAUGAAAAUAUUUUUAUGAUUAAAGAAAAAAAGUGGUGACAAACAGUUUGAAAUGUUGGUAUCAUGAAAGGACCACUUCAAAUUCAUGUGGAAAGUGGAAUGUUCCUGUGUACUGCCCUCAAAUGUCCACUUUACUUUCUUACUUUUGAAACAAUUAUGAUGACAAUGUCUUUAAAUCUCGAUUGCUGUGGGCGCGGUUUGCACUAGGGUGGGGGUUCGUCAGUCUCCGGGGCAAUGGGGCCCGUGCUGCUGGUGGCCUGAAUUCCACGGCGGCAGCUUGGGGUUGCUGCACUGUGGUGGCUUCUGCGGGGGCUGGGCUGUGUGUUUUUGGUGGGCCGUGAUCUAGCUCGCAGGGACUGGUGGCUGGUGGGGUCCGUCGGGUGGUCUACCGCUGGUCUUGCCUUCUUGGCUCUGGUGCUUGGCCUCUCCAAGACGUGGGGCUGUGGCACUUUCCAAAUGAACUGUUUUAUUAUUUUUUCUGACCUCUUGACAACGGGUGAAUAAGCUGGAGGAAGCAAAGUGCUGUUGUGGUCUGCAGAAGCAAGGAGAGGAAGGGCCUUGUAAGCAUUGGGAAUAGAACCCUAGCAUUUGUCCAAUGUUUUGCCAAGCCAUGUGGGCAGUCAGUGUGUUGUUCAAAUCCCUUAAGGGAUUCACCAAUUGACAAUUUCAAGAAUUUUGACAGUCCUUUUGUACAUUCUCAGUGACAAUUACACAUUCACACAUAUGCACACAUUUAUGUACAUAUACAUGAACACACUAGAGCCCGACAGAUAUAUCGGGGGAACGAUUAAUCGGCCCGAUUAUCACAUAUCACAGAUUAAUCAAUAUCAGUGAAAAUGGAGCCGAUAUAUUAACUUAUUUUGGCUACAUCGAGAUUCUGUUGCUCCCUUUCUAGCUCUCUGAGCUACUUUUGUGGGUGCCUUGAAAUUGUAACAUAAAAUAUAGUUUAGUCCCGUGUAUUAAGUCCAGUAACAUGACGCAUGUUUAGAUAAUUUCUUCUUUAGUUUGGAGUCAACCUUUUUCCCCCUUUUUUUAAUGUUUGCUGCAGCAUUUGUUUUUGUUUCAGUGGCUGCAGAUGGAACUUUUCAGUAGUGAAUAUGACUCACUGAUAUUAGUAGUCUUCCUGAAUAAGUCUUUUAUAACCUCAUAUUAGCUUCUGAAUGAUCACUUUCAACCCAAAGCAGCCGCUUGUUUUUAUUUUAAAUGGCCAACUGUAGCAUCAAAACCCAUGCUACAAAAUCCAAUGCCAAAUACCAUUAUUCAAAUGUAAAUUAAAUUAAAUAUAUAUAUUUUUAUUUGACAGGCAGAGGGGAAGAGUAAGGUGUGGAGACACUUCACAAAACACUCAACUGGUGUUUGAUGCCAUCGAACUGCACAGGCGGCAGUGGCACGGGCCAACGCAUCAAAACCACAGUAUUAUUAUUUCAUAUUUUGAGUAAUAUAUGAAUUUAUGUUCAUGUACAGUAUUAUAUCCUGUGUAUAUUAAUGGUCUUGUUUCAUAUAUCGGCCCAUCAGCCGAUAUAUCGGAUAUCGUUUUUUCUCAGUCCCAAAUAUCGGUAUCGGCACCGGACCCAGAAAUCCCAUAUCGGUCGGGCUGUAGUACAUACACGCAUACAGAAAUACACGCAUCCAUAUACUCACUCACAGUACAUAAGUACUUCUCUGCACAACACACCAACACCCACAAUGCCGUUAUGCUAUUGGUAUGCUAUUAUCACAGACUGUUUCAUUUCAAUAAUAUCACUGUGGCUGUUUGAUACUUGACAUUUGCUGAUGUAGUCCUGUUUGUUUCUGUUGUUCUGUUAUUGUCAUUCCAAUUGUUGUUGCACAACCCCCUCUGUUUUCUUUUUCUUCUUUUCUAUCCCCUCUUGCUCCGGUCCAGCCACUCCAAAUUUGCACACAUCAAAUAAAGCCAAAUAAUAUUCCAUAGAACAGGGAAGGUGUGGUUUACACUACUAACUACUAAGUAACUACUAAAUCAAGAUUGCUGAGGGGUGUUUCAUGGCAUCCUGCUUGUGUUUUGUAAGCAGAACACUGGAAUGGGAAGAAAAGUAUUGUGAUGAUGCAUGGUUGAUUGAAAAAAGGCAAAAAAUGUGGUUUAAAAAUGUAUUUAAUUUGUUACAUAAUGUGCCUUUUUUAAACCAUUUGAAUAGAUUUUAGUAUAAUUGCAGUAUAAGUGAAUGAUGUACUGUAUUUAUUUAUGUAGUUUUAUCUAUUUUACCACUUGCCUUGACACGUCUAUUUCUUAUAGCAUUGUGCACAUUCUAAUAUCAUGUUAGUAUGGAACUCAAUAGUAGGUCACGUGAUCACAUUGCAUAUGUAUGAAACAGAGACUAGCAUGUGGACAUGUCACAUGUUUAAUUGCGCACAGAAACAAUGAAUUAAUUGCACCAUUUUGUAGAUGAAUAGAUAGCAAAGUGAGCACAGUCACAGUCAGCACUAUGAGUGACGGAACAGCACAAAAUGACACUGAAUUCUUUGAAACUCAAUCAAUACUGCAAGACGCAUUCAAGACCCAAGUUAAUAAAAGAAGAGGUGGCUGAGGUUGAGAGAGCUGGCACCUCACCAAUAGAGGUCUUUCAUCACACCACGUUGUUGUGCAGUGUUGGUUCCACAUGUCCUGUCAGCGUGUUGUUACCUUUGUGAGUCACAGUCAUGACCGAACUACCAUUAUAGAUUUCAGUUUGUUGUAAUAAAACAAUGUGACCAGUUAUUGUUUUGGAAUAAAGGAAUGACUGAAUAAAGUUGCAUUUGCCAUCAAAUGUUG